Messenger RNA from Amborella trichopoda, 1589 nucleotides. RefSeq names its product CCR4-NOT transcription complex subunit. The record is from RefSeq and is a predicted model, not a curated record. Gene Ontology annotation, cellular component: CCR4-NOT complex. NCBI's taxonomy places the organism in Eukaryota, Viridiplantae, Streptophyta, Magnoliopsida, Amborellales, Amborellaceae.
GCUCCUCGGCUUUCUCUUCUCUCUCAAUUUCUCUCUAAAUUUUUCCCUCGCUUUCUGGUGGGUGUUCUUCGACUUUGUUUCAGAGCCAUGAAACCUAACAAGAUAACCUUCAAAGAGACGCAGGCUUUAAUGGCGCUGCUCUCUGUUGAGAAGCCCUUAAAUGAGAUCGUCUCAGACUUCAUCGCCACUUUCCAAGAAGACAGAUACCUUGUCAUAUGUGGUGCGCUCGCCAUAAUGCUCGAGUUUGACAAAAAGCUAUUUCCAGCCGAUCAGCGGUUGAUUGCUUUCACAAUUCUGCAUCAAAUAUAUUCGUCACAGCAAUCGCCUUCAAACCCCUUUAUUUCUAUAUUGAUUGAUGCAGCCUGUAAUGAUACUUCUGAGAAAAUGGAGCGUGCAUUUGUACAUCAGCUACUGACUUCUAUUACCACCAACAACAAUAAAGAGGUUCUCAAACAGUCUGCUGUGGAUUUCAUCAAAAGUUUCGAUCCUGCGUCACCUGAUGAACGGGUCUACAUGCAGUGUGAACAGCUGCAGAAGCUAUACUACUACGACAAGAAGCUAGCAGACCCCAAAAAAUUUGCCUUUAAGGAUAGUGCUGUGAAUAAUGUAAUACCAGACCCCGACAUCCCUUCUGGUUACGAUGUAGAUUUGCCAGAGCUUGAUGUCACACCUCCUGGAGUGAAAACAAGAAUUGGUGCUGGAGAUAGGGGUGGGGCAGUAGCUGGAAUUCUAAGCAAUUUGUCGCUGAAAGGGCUGGAACCACCAUGGAUUAGGCCCAUUCCACCUAUGCUUCCAAUACAAGAUAAUGAGCUUAUGUGGCUCCACCCGGAUAAUACCCAUGACCUAUUAUGGGAUCACACCAUGUGUGCUGACUCUAGCAAGGGAGCUGCAGUGAGGGAUUUGAUGGCAAGUGCUAUGAAGGGGCCACUUGCACCAGCCCAACAACAGCAAGUUCUACUGGAGCUCGCGAGUGAUCCAAAGCUUGUCUAUCACUGCGGAUUGGCUCCUCGAAGAUUACCUGAACUUGUGGAAAACAAUCCACUUAUUGCUGUUGAAGUCCUAAUAAAGUUGAUGAAUUCUCCAGAAAUCACAGAUUACUUCACAGUUCUUGUUAACAUGGACAUGAGUUUGCACUCGAUGGAAGUCGUAAACAGGCUCACAACAGUUACUGACCUUCCAACUGAGUUCGUACAUAUGUACAUCACAAACUGCAUAUCUUCCUGCGAAAAUAUCAAGGACAAAUACAUGCAGAACAGACUUGUGAGACUUGUAUGCGUGUUUCUACAGAGCCUCAUCAGAAACAGGAUUAUCAACGUUCAGGAUCUGUUUAUAGAAGUGCAGGCAUUUUGUAUUGAGUUCUCACGCAUACGAGAGGCGGCCGGAUUGUUUAGGUUACUCAAGACCUUAGAGUGAGCAGAAGCACACCUGCUUGCUGAGAAAUAGCCAUUUUAAAUCGCAAUUUUACCUUUCCCCCUUGGUUAUUUGUUUAUUCGUGGAAUAUCAUUUUUAUGCCAUAAGUUAACAGCAUAAAAAACAAUAUCAUUUUUAUACCAUAUAGAAUGUCAUUGUUGAGAACUUAGCCAGGUCUU